GCGCUGCCUUCAAAUGUUGUUUUAGAUUCCGUUAUGACCUCAGGUUGUGGGGUAAUGAAUGAACUAUUUUAUGAAGAAUCCGACCAAAAGUGCUCACUGAGUACAUUACCAGAUCAAGAGGCUGUUAAUUUUGCACCUACAUUUGAUGGACCUGUGGGAGGUUCUUUGGAGGUUCUCUAUAGUUCUUUAACCCACGACGAAAAGGCAGAAUUGGAUUCUACGUCAAGAAUGAGUGGCUCUGUCAACUUUAGUACAACUUACAGGAAGCCAUGCAACUGCGCCAAGUCUCAUUGCUUAAAGCUUUAUUGUGAAUGCUUCGCAAGGGGGAAUGCUUGUGAUAAUUGCAACUGUAGUAAUUGCAUGAAUAAUAUUAUUCACGACGACGCCAGAAGGCGAGCCAUUAAAUUGACUCUUGAAAGGAAUCCUUUUGCGUUUCACCCAAAAAUAGAUCCUUAUUUUGUUUCCCUCAUUCGAACCAAGGAAACUUCCAGGAGGGAAACAAUGGUGGAUUUGUUGCUCUUCCGCAUGCAACUCAGGCGUUUGGACAGAGUACGGAAGUUGCGGGCGAGCUUUAUCCUUACGAACAAUGCCUUGGUGAAUCAGUGUAAGUUUUGUAGCGCCAAAACUAUCAAAACUCCAAUUAGUAUAUCCACCGGUUUCCUCUCAGUAGAAGUCGCUGAAGCCGCUUGCAGUUGCAUGCUUGCUCAGCUGGAUGAGACAAAACAACGGGAUUCUUCUCCAUCGCAACAGGAACGCUUUGUCAUAGAAGAAUUCGGCAGGUGUUUGGAGCAGAUACUCGACACUGCAAUGAAAUUACAUCGCGAGUCUGGCUAUGCAGAUAUGAUGAAUUACCCGGCUGUCGAUGGUACAGCCAAUCCAGAUUUUAUCACAGUACUACCAAGUGGAGAGAAUGACAUUUCCCAUUCUUCCCAAUCAGUGUAUGAAGCGGAUCCGCGGAUUGAUCUAAUGUACAAGUCUUCUCAUUCUCUGCCUCCUCUGCCCAAUAUGCGAAUAAUGAACGCAUACGACCCCCAAGGCGCUAAUUUUAUUGAUUGCCGUGGACCGAUCUGUAACGAGGAUUAUGGUUAUGCAGCUCAUGUGGUGUCCUCAGCCAUACCAAAUUCAAUUGAAGAACGCUAUCCAAUAGCUCAGUCAGUUGCAGAAGCGAAUGGACAAACAAGCUUGCUUGCACCACCAGUGGCGGAGCCGUAUGGUUUCAGUCAGAACCUUAGCGAGGUGCAGUUUCCACUGGAAGUUAUGGAUUAUCCACAAAUGCAGGAGCAAGGCGAUUAUGGUGUCACACACCAGGAAGGGACAGUGCACUUUGAUCCACGUUUUAGCCUGAACCAUCAAACACUGGAAGCAUCUACCCCAAAUGUGUACAUCGGGGGAAGAAUCGAUGCGAUUGCCGGGUUAUCUGCCAUCUGUGGAACGGACGCUAGUCAGCACACAUCAGAACAGCUCUUGGAAACACACCUGGAGGAAUUGGGUAAUCCCAGCUUGCUGGACAGGCCUGCGGCACCUGAACACAUCAGUAAAGUAGGUGAGGACAACUGUUCGGGGGCAGACGAGGAGGAAGUUCAAACAGCUACUCAGGCUCUUCUACAUGCUGCUAACGAAUAUCCCACAGAGAGUCUGGCGAUGGCGGCACAGCUAGAACUUGUCGGUUCGGCUGACAUCAGUCUUAACGCUUCUGGAUUUUCACAAAACCCAAUGAAACAGUCUAAUGCGAACGUUUAUCAAAGCCCGAAUGGAUCGGAUAAUUUCGGAACACUCGGAGAUGGUUUCCCAGAUUUACAUUCUUAUCAAGUAGAUAGUGGCAGUCAGCUGCUUUUAAAACCAGAGGUUGCAUUCUGUGAUCUCUGAUGAUAUUCUGUAACUCUUGAAUAAGGAACAGUGUGUUGUUUUAAUUUGAAUAACCCUGAGGGGUGUUUUAUCGGCGACAAUCCGGAAACCCCUCCUGUUCCAUUCUUGUCAACGUUCUACCCAGUGACUUCAAGCGCCCUAAGAUUGUUCGGUCAAUGCAUGAGUACUUCCAGUCCUUUUUAACCCCAAUCAAAAUGAGUAGGAUUUUACUUCAUUGAUCAAUUUUGUUAUUCUUGUUUGUUUCAUUUAUUUUUAUACCUGUUAUGAUAAACCAAAAAAAA
Molecule: messenger RNA, 2147 nt
Organism: Opisthorchis viverrini
Lineage: Eukaryota; Metazoa; Platyhelminthes; Trematoda; Opisthorchiida; Opisthorchiidae
Exons: 5
Coding region: 34-1866 (610 amino acids)
Biological process (GO): regulation of DNA-templated transcription
Cellular component (GO): nucleus
Source: RefSeq, a predicted model, not a curated record